This is a messenger RNA of Passer montanus (Eurasian tree sparrow), 789 nucleotides long. RefSeq names its product collagen alpha-1(I) chain-like. The coding region runs from base 1 to 789 and encodes 262 amino acids. The transcript has a single exon. NCBI's taxonomy places the organism in Eukaryota, Metazoa, Chordata, Aves, Passeriformes, Passeridae. The record is from RefSeq and is a predicted model, not a curated record.
AUGAGAAAGCAGAAAAUGCAGGUCAAACACCGCCUCCACCGAGGCCUGGAGGGGCCGGCGGUUCGGGGCGGGCAGCCACAGCCCGGAGGCUGCCCCGAGCCGGACGACGACCCCCGCGGCCCCUCGGGACAAUGCGAGGACACGGGGGCGCGGAGAAGGCCGGGCUGCAGCGGGGCUUCCCCGGCGCUCGCCUUCACCGACAAAGCCCCGCGGCCGCUCCAGCCCCAACUCCGGCCCCGGCACCGCACCGGCCGCCAGCGUCCCGAGCCCGCGCACCGCCGGGCCCGCCAUGAUGCCCGCACACCGCGCCGGACCGGGUCAGCUCGGGCCGAGCCUCCGGGGGCACGGCGGGGCGCUGCCGACCGGGCUGCCACGGCAGCGCAGAGCAGAGCGUCAGACCGCGGGCCGCGCAGGAACCCCCGCGGCCGUCCGCCCAGCCGCCCGCCCCAGCGUUCCCUCCCGCCGCCCGGUACGGCCGGUUCCCGCCUGCCCGCGCCUACCUGGCCGGCCCGUUCCCCGGGCCCCUGCGCGGCACCAGGCCCGGCUCGGCGCCACGGCGUGUCCCGGGCAGCCGGCGAGAGCGAGCGCUCAGCCGCGGCAGCGGCGGCCCCUCCCCCGGCGGCAGCGGCGGCUUCUCCCCGGGCCGGGCGGAAACGGCACUGCCCUCACGGGGUCCCGGCGGGGCCGCCCGGGGCCGGGACCGCCCCUCCUCGGGCCGCCGGGGCCAGCGCUCCCACAGCUGGCCGGGCGCCGUCCCUGGAGCCCCGAACAAAGGCCGCGGGGCAGUGA